GCUCCAGUCGCUGCAAGUACGUCAGUACAUCAUUUGCAGCUCCAGAUCAUGUCGAACGGAGCGUACGACCGUCGCGGCAGCAGCAUCGCGGCCGAUGUGGACGCUGCCAUCGAGCGUGUGGUGGAUCACUUUGAGAGCAGCGACCUGGCGCUGCGUCUGGAUGUGCUACGGGCGUUGAGUGCCCAAGCGAAGCUGGCAUUCGAGACCACGCGUGUACGGGAGCACCUCGCCAAGCACCCGGUGUCCAUGGACUUGAUCCAGGGCGUGACGAGCCAGUCGUCCGUGUAUAAGAUGCUGGCCGAUAAGCUGACGGUGGAUAGCUGCAGCUGCGACUACGAUGCCAAGCGGAAUGUGGUCAUGACCACGAACGUGCGCUGGACGCUCAAGCCGAAGACCAGUGAAAAGCCCACAAAGAAGCGCAAGAAAUCGAUGACCUCAGUGGCGAAGGAGGAGAAGGGACCGAUGAUCACCAAGUACAAGUUUGAGAGAGUGAGACAGGAGAAGGAAGAGGCCGAGGAACAGGAGACGCUCAUCAAAUUCACUGUCGUUGUGGCCUUCGGAGACGACGAUGCGAACCCGAGAGAGCUGCUGCAUUUUGAAUUGGCCUGCGAGUAUGUGUACCCCAAAAGUUACUACGAGGAUCAGAAGCAGUUGCCGUCGGAUGACGAAGAUGAGAAUGACGAAAACGAGAAGAGUGCGAAGAAAGAGGAGCAGAAUGACGAGGGAUCUGACGAGGAGGAAAAGGACGAGAAGACUUUUGGUGAGGAACUGCGUGGCUUCCGCUUCGACAACGAGGUGCUUGCUGCCAUGGGCGAGUGGAUGGGAGCAGAUGACGAGGAGCUAGACCCUGUGGACGUCAUUGGCUUUUUCAUGGCGCUGCCUGUUCAUGAGGACGAGUGGCUUGUGGACGAACGCGUGUGCGAGAUUCUCUUCCAGGGUGGAAUGGGAGCUGACAGCGACGAGGAAGGUAGCAACAGCGACAAUGAGGAGGAAGACGACGAGGACUGAGCGCUUCGUGACAUGUAGUGACGCCUCCACAGCAAUGUAAAUAUAUCUAGAGCCAUACUGUCGAGACUGCUGCAGGACAUGCGAGGUAACAUUAUGCUAUUUUUCACGAUGCAGAGGAUCCCAUGCCAGUAGUUUCGCCAAUCCAAGUCUAGUAUUGUCCAU
Messenger RNA from Phytophthora nicotianae INRA-310, 1170 nucleotides. RefSeq lists its product as hypothetical. The coding region runs from base 49 to 1008 and encodes 319 amino acids. The transcript has a single exon. The record is from RefSeq and is a predicted model, not a curated record. Lineage: Eukaryota; Oomycota; Peronosporomycetes; Peronosporales; Peronosporaceae.